Messenger RNA from Mirounga angustirostris (Northern elephant seal), 3070 nucleotides. RefSeq names its product phosphodiesterase 6A (gene PDE6A). Lineage: Eukaryota; Metazoa; Chordata; Mammalia; Carnivora; Phocidae. The coding region runs from base 1 to 2586 and encodes 861 amino acids. The record is from RefSeq and is a predicted model, not a curated record. Gene Ontology annotation, molecular function: 3',5'-cyclic-nucleotide phosphodiesterase activity; protein binding. Gene Ontology annotation, biological process: signal transduction; retina development in camera-type eye. The transcript is spliced from 22 exons. Gene Ontology annotation, cellular component: photoreceptor outer segment membrane.
AUGGGCGAGGUGACGGCGGAGCAGGUGGAGAAGUUCCUGGACUCGAAUAUCAUGUUUGCCAAACGGUACUACAACCUCCGCUACCGGGCCAAGGUCAUCUCAGAUCUGCUGGGGGCCAAGGAGGCAGCCGUGGACUUCAGCAACUACCACUCGCUGAGCAGCGUGGAGGAGAGUGAAAUCAUCUUCGACCUCCUGCGGGACUUCCAGGAAAAUCUGCAGAUGGAGAGAUGCAUCUUCAACGUCAUGAAGAAGCUGUGCUUCCUCCUGCGGGCAGACCGCAUGAGCCUGUUCAUGUACAGGGCCCGAAAUGGCAUCGCAGAGCUAGCCACCCGGCUCUUCAACGUCCACAAGGAUGCUGUUCUUGAGGAAUGCCUGGUGGUGCCCGACUCGGAGAUUGUGUUCCCCCUGGACAUGGGUGUGGUGGGUCACGUCGCGCACUCUAAAAAGGUCACCAACGUCCUCAACACAGAAGAGGAUGAGCAUUUCUGUGACUUCGUGGACACCCUCACAGAGUACCAGACCAAGAACAUCUUGGCUUCCCCCAUAAUGAAUGGGAAGGAUGUGGUGGCCAUAAUCAUGGCUGUGAAUAAAGUGGACGGGCCCCACUUCACCAAGACAGAUGAGGAGAUUCUUCUCAAGUACCUCAAUUUUGCAAAUCUAAUCAUGAAGGUAUACCACCUGAGUUACCUGCACAACUGUGAGACUCGGCGUGGCCAGAUAUUGCUGUGGUCUGGGAGCAAAGUCUUUGAAGAGCUUACAGACAUCGAGAGGCAGUUCCACAAAGCCCUAUACACAGUCCGAGCCUUCCUCAACUGUGACAGAUAUUCUGUGGGGCUCUUAGACAUGACCAAGCAGAAGGAAUUUUUUGAUGUCUGGCCAGUCCUGAUGGGGGAGGCUCCACCCUAUUCUGGUCCCAGGACUCCGGAUGGAAGGGAAAUCAACUUUUACAAGGUCAUUGACUACAUCCUACAUGGCAAAGAAGACAUCAAAGUAAUCCCGAAUCCACCUCCUGAUCAUUGGGCUUUAGUAAGUGGUCUGCCCACUUAUGUUGCCCAGAAUGGCCUGAUUUGCAACAUCAUGAAUGCGCCUGAGGAGGACUUUUUUACAUUCCAGAAAGAGCCUCUGGAUGAGUCCGGAUGGAUGAUUAAGAAUGUCCUUUCUAUGCCAAUUGUGAACAAGAAGGAAGAAAUUGUUGGGGUGGCCACAUUUUACAAUCGCAAAGAUGGGAAGCCCUUUGAUGAGAUGGACGAGACCCUCAUGGAGUCUUUGGCUCAAUUCCUGGGCUGGUCCGUCUUAAACCCUGACACCUAUGAGUCAAUGAACAGACUUGAAAACAGGAAGGAUAUUUUCCAGGACAUGGUAAAAUACCACGUGAAGUGCGACAAUGAAGAAAUCCAGAAAAUCCUGAAAACCAGAGAGGUGUACGGGAAGGAGCCUUGGGAAUGCGAGGAAGAGGAACUCGCUGAGAUCCUGCAAGGAGAGCUGCCAGAUGCAGAGAAGUUCGAGAUCAAUAAGUUCCACUUCAGCGACUUGCCCCUCACGGAACUGGAGCUGGUGAAAUGCGGGAUACAGAUGUACUAUGAGCUCAAAGUGGUGGACAAAUUUCACAUUCCUCAGGAGGCCCUGGUGCGGUUCAUGUACUCGCUGAGCAAGGGCUACCGCAGGAUCACCUACCACAACUGGCGGCACGGCUUCAACGUGGGACAGACCAUGUUCUCCUUGCUGGUGACUGGAAAGCUGAAGCGAUACUUCACGGACCUGGAGGCCUUGGCCAUGGUCACCGCUGCCUUUUGCCAUGACAUUGACCACAGAGGCACCAACAACCUCUACCAGAUGAAAUCCCAGAACCCACUGGCCAAGCUCCAUGGGUCCUCCAUCUUGGAAAGACACCACUUGGAGUUCGGCAAAACAUUGCUGAGAGAUGAGAGCCUGAAUAUCUUCCAAAAUCUCAAUCGCAGACAGCAUGAGCAUGCAAUCCACAUGAUGGAUAUAGCAAUCAUUGCCACAGACCUCGCCCUGUAUUUCAAGAAGAGGACGAUGUUCCAAAAGAUCGUGGAUCAGUCUAAGACCUAUGAAACCCAACAGGAGUGGACGCAGUACAUGAUGCUGGAGCAGACACGAAAGGAAAUCGUUAUGGCCAUGAUGAUGACCGCCUGUGAUCUCUCGGCCAUCACCAAGCCCUGGGAGGUGCAGAGUAAGGUAGCUCUGCUGGUUGCCGCCGAAUUCUGGGAACAAGGUGACCUUGAGCGCAGUGUACUGCAACAGAACCCCAUCCCCAUGAUGGACAGAAACAAGGCGGAUGAACUCCCCAAGCUUCAGGUCGGCUUCAUUGACUUUGUUUGCACCUUUGUCUACAAGGAAUUCUCCCGCUUCCACGAGGAGAUCACUCCCAUGCUGGAUGGGAUCACCAACAACCGCAAGGAGUGGAAGACGCUCGCCGAUGAAUACGAUGCUAAGAUGAAGACCCUGGAGGAGGAGAAGCAAAAGCAAAAGGCAGCCAAGCAAGGAGCAGCAGGAAAUCAGCCGGGGGGCAGCUCCGGCCAAGCAGGGGGCGCCCCUGCAUCCAAGUCCUGUUGCAUCCAGUAAUGCUGACCAGCAUCCGCUGAACGGAAUGGCACCACCCUUCGUGGAAAGAGACUACCCAAGCCAGCAGAAAACCAAAAGCCUGCCUGAGAAGUAAAAGAGUAAUAGGAUUUGAAAGCUGAAAGAGAGUUUAGCUUACAUCCUAUCUAGUGGUGUUCAAACAUUUUUUGUUUUGAGUAUUUUACUGAGCUAAAACCAACAUUCUAGCUUGCAUAGAUAUCAAUUAAACAUUUCAUUAAGGCCAGAUUCACCUGCUUGCUUAGAAUCAUUUUUGUUCUUAUACUUUCAUUGUUUGUUUUCUUUUAACAAUUGUCAAGCAUCCUCAAAAGUAGAGAAUUGUACAACGAAUCCCUCCCUCCUUCCUCAUCACCCAGAUUCCAAUAUCAAGAUUUUGCCACAUUUGCUCAUCCAUCCUUUUACAUUUCUUUUGCAUUUUUUUCUCUUAGCUGAAGUAUUUUCUUUAUUAAAUUGAUGGUCUUUUUUCUUU